CAAAUGUCAUUAACUGCAUUAACAGCUUAACAUGGGAGUUGGGACGGGUCGAUAACCAUUAUUAUUCUUCUCGCAAAUUCGUUCAAUCCGACCAAGUUUUCUGGGCGAAGACGAUGACUCUUCUGCUACAAAAUCUCCCGUCAGUGCGUUCAUCUGCUCCUCCCCUUCACUACACAAGAUCCCACUCUGUUGUGUGUGGUGUAUCAAGUAGUAACACUGAUAAACCUAGAACCAGACCCAAAAUAACCAGAAUCAAAGUCAAAGAACCUGACGACUACCAUUCAACUGUCAAAGCUCUCAACUCCAAAGGCCGUAUCCCUCGGAAAGCCCUUGGACAGCAUUACAUGGUAAACAAUGAAGUAAAUGAGCAGCUUGUUGAUGCUGCGAAUGUGGGUGAUGGUGAUGUGGUGCUUGAAAUCGGUCCAGGAACCGGUUCUCUCACCAAUGUUCUUGUUGAAUCUGGUGCAACUAUUCUCGCGAUUGAAAAGGAUCCUUACAUGGCUGCACUUGUAACAGAACGCUUUGCAAGUACACACCGUGUGAAGGUGAUACAAGAAGAUUUUACUAGAUGCCACCUCAGAUCACAUUUGUCAUCAUUCAUGGGAAGUGAUUCCUCAGAUUCAAAGCCAUACGCAAAGGUAGUUGCGAAUAUACCAUUUAAUAUAAGUAGUGAUGUAGUUAAACAACUUCUUCCAAUGGGCGAUGUCUUCUCAGAAGUGGUCUUAUUACUCCAGGAGGAAGCUGCUUUGCGCAUGGUGGACGCAUCCUUGAGGACAUCCGAGUAUCGACCCAUCAAUAUCUUCAUAAACUUCUAUUCAGAUCCUGAAUAUAAAUUUAAGGUCCCAAGAGAAAACUUCUUUCCUCAACCCAAAGUGGAUGCAGCUGUUGUUGUGUUUAGACUGAAGCAAGAAGUAGAUUAUCCCCAAGUUUCAUCAACCAAGACCUUCUUUUCAAUGGUUAAUUCUGCAUUCAAUGGGAAGCGUAAGAUGUUGCGUAAAUCACUCCAACACAUAACAUCAUCCCUUGAGAUUGAGGAAGCACUUGUAAAUAUUGGUCUCCCAGCUACUUCAAGGCCAGAAGAACUCACACCAGAAGAUUUUGUAAAGUUGCAUAAUUUGAUCGAGUAUUCAUAACAGGAUAUCUUUUGAGUAUAUGUAGGAAAAUUGUACUUAGAAAGUAUUCUCAUCUGUGAAGAAUGCAGUGUUAGAAAUGGUAUUGUAUAAGUGUUUCUUAACUUUCAAAAAACCAUAGUUGAGAUUUGACCAUUCUUAUUGUAAAAAAGAAGCUGUUGUAAGUUGUAACCAUCCAUGUAUUGUUUGUUUGAGAC
Messenger RNA from Lactuca virosa, 1327 nucleotides. The record is from the annotation of a GenBank genome assembly. Lineage: Eukaryota; Viridiplantae; Streptophyta; Magnoliopsida; Asterales; Asteraceae.